UGUUUUGUUAGCCACAUGUAUUGGAAAUACAUACGUAUUUUGGGUUAAAGAUUUUUCGCGAUUUUUUUUUUCUUUGAAAAUUUCAACAUAAAAUUUAUUUUUGGCGGCAGUACGACCCGAUUGAAUUAAUUUUUUAAUUUAUUGCAUUAAUUGUAGCAUUAAUUUUUGCAAUGUAACCAAUGGACAACGUCGAUAAUGAUGAUAACUCGAAUUCAAAAACUAUUGAUGAUGAUGUUUAUAUUGUUGAAUCACAACGUGGUGGAGUUCAUUUAAUUGCACAUGGUUAUCAUUAUCGAUAUGAUCGAAAACUGAGUGAUGGCAUAACAGAUUCGUUUCGAUGUUCUGAAAAAAAUUGCCGUGGUCGUUUAUUUAAAAAUGGUGAUGAUAUUAAAAUAAAACAUGAACAUGAUCAUGCACCCGAUAUGGUUGAAAUGCAAGUUCGGCGAACUAUGAUCGCCAUAAAAGAAUGUGCUCGAACUACAAAUGAAUCAGCCGAAACAAUCAUUGCAACACAUCGAGCAACAUUGCCUCCAGAGGUUAAUGAACAAAUGCCUAAAGAUUCACAAAUCAUACGUACAAUAGGUCGUCUUCGAUCAAUGAUGGACGACAAGUUUGAUGAACAACAACCAAUUGGAAAUCAUCAAUAUAUGGCUCAAAUUGUCGCUAUACCGGAUUCUGUGAAUUUUAUUUGUGCUGAUAACAAUCAACAAUUCACCCCUCAUCAUCUAGAUGAAAUAACAAUCGAACAACAGGAGCAGCAACAACAAUUUGUUUCUGAAAAUACUGAAAACAACAGUAAAGAAAAAAAGAUAUCAGAACGAAAACAAAAAAAAUUACAAAUAUGGAAACAAAUUGAAAUGAAUCGAAAAGCUAAUAUCAAUAAUAAUAGACGAUCAAGACGAUUCUAUGCAAGUUUGCAACGUUCUGUAGGUAAAAAUCAAAAUUCACUCCAUCCAAGUAAUAAUAUUGACCGUCAUGAUCAUCGGGAAGAUGCAUCAUCAUCAUCAUCAACGAUGAUAGAAUCAGAAAUGAAUAAAGAAUCGAAGAUUAGUUUCUCAGGAAUUGUUACCAACAAAAAUAAUGACACAUCAUCCAUGAACAGAUUAUCAUCAUCAUCAUCAUUAGCAAAUGUUCAUAGCAAGCAACCCAUUCCAGCACCGCAAAUUAAUACAUCUAUAAUUGGUACGGGAAAUGUGACAGAUAAAGAAGCAUGGGCACUUGUAUCACGAUUAAUGAUUUAUUUCAAUCAAGAUGGUUAUGAAGAUAGUCCAAUAGAAUCUCUUGAUGAAUGUCUUCAUUAUAUACAAAAACGUAUGCGUGCAAAACGUUUACAACAACAACAACAACCAGCAACUUGAUGAUAAAUAAAUGUAAUGAUAAUGAUAAUCUUUAAUAUUUUAUCAUUCACCAAUAAAUGAUGUAUUUAUAAUCCUA
This is a messenger RNA of Dermatophagoides farinae (American house dust mite), 1434 nucleotides long. RefSeq lists its product as uncharacterized. Lineage: Eukaryota; Metazoa; Arthropoda; Arachnida; Sarcoptiformes; Pyroglyphidae. The record is from RefSeq and is a predicted model, not a curated record.